Messenger RNA from Esox lucius (northern pike), 939 nucleotides. It is a transcript of the gene eif4e1b, whose product is annotated as eukaryotic translation initiation factor 4E family member 1B. NCBI's taxonomy places the organism in Eukaryota, Metazoa, Chordata, Actinopteri, Esociformes, Esocidae. Gene Ontology annotation, biological process: translational initiation. The transcript has 7 exons. Gene Ontology annotation, molecular function: translation initiation factor activity; RNA 7-methylguanosine cap binding. Gene Ontology annotation, cellular component: cytoplasm; eukaryotic translation initiation factor 4F complex. The coding region runs from base 40 to 732 and encodes 230 amino acids. The record is from RefSeq and is a predicted model, not a curated record.
CUCAAUUGUCACACCUGCAUCGUCAAACUAAUUACAUUCAUGAUGGCCUGUGUUGCGGUUCGCGUGGUGAGGUUUCUAUGGGUUCUAAUUCACCUGCCUGACAAGCGAACCAUAAAAAAGAACGAUGGAGACAAAAAAAGGCUUGUUACCAAAGUGGCAUAUGUUGUUACGGGACCACAUGUGAAGCAUCCCCUACAAAACAGAUGGGGUCUCUGGUUCUACAAGAAUGAUAAGAGCAAAAUGUGGCAGGAUAACCUAAGACUCAUCACAAAGUUUGACACAGUGGAAGACUUCUGGGCAUUGUACAACAACAUUCAGCUGGCGAGCAAGCUUUCAUCCGGUUGUGACUACUCAGUGUUUAAGGAUGGCAUUGAGCCCAUGUGGGAAGACCGAAGUAACAAGUGUGGGGGCCGCUGGCUGAUUACACUCUCAAAGCAGCAGAGACACACUGAACUCGACCGCUUCUGGAAGGAGACGCUCCUUUGCCUCAUUGGAGAGGCCUUUGGUUCCUAUAGCAGGGACGUUUGUGGAGCUGUCAUAAAUGUUCGAGCCAAAGGUGAUAAAAUCGCCAUCUGGACCACCAAUACAGAGAAUGGGGAAGCGGUCACCUAUAUUGGACGGAAGUACAAAGAAGGACUAGGCCUACCACAAAAGCUCAUCAUUGGAUAUCAAGCACAUGCAGACACAGCCACCAAGAGCAAUUCCAUAGCAAAGAACAAGUUUGUAGUGUAAAAAUGUAAUAACUGCUGUCAAGUCUCCCAUAGCCAAGUAGAAGUCUAAUCUUUGUUUCUCUGUACUAUUAUUUACUACAUUUUGUAUUUGCACACAUCUCUGAUACCUUAUUUAAACAGUACAUAGAUACCUGAGGGAGAUGGUUUUGUUUCUUUGAAAAGGGAAAUGCAUUUUUCUGUGGCUUUGAAAUAAAAGUAAUUAGGCUUC